UGCGCGGCCUCAUAAAUAUUUUCAUUUACAUAUAGUAGUUAAAUAUAACGGUGUUAAAAUGUGCGCAAAACUUUUCACUUCUUUAGUGGUUAUUUGUUUAGCGGUUGAAAUACGAAGUGAAAAUAGAGUUGCAAUAGCUCACCUGAUAUCACACAAUGUGACCGGCAGCAUAACGUUUACGGAAACGGCAAAUGGAAUUCGUGUUAGUGGUACUAUAACUGGUUUGGACGUUGGAAAGUACGGUUUCCAUGUGCACGAAUUGGGGGAUACGAGUACAUGUGACGCGGCCGGUGCCCACUUCGACCCUGACGACAACACGCACGGAGGGCGAGACCAUUCAGUACGACAUGUUGGCGAUUUAGGAAACGUACAAUUCGUUGGGAACGAAAAUCCAGUGGCAAAUAUUGACUUUGUGGACAAUAUUAUUUCGCUCCGUGGUCGAAAUAGCAUUAUCGGACGAACAUUGGUCCUUCACGAGCAGGAGGACGAUCUUGGCUUGGGAGGAAAUGAGGCUUCCCUUAACACCGGGAACGCUGGCCCGAGGGUAGCUUGUGGAGUGAUAGGCAUACGUUCCCCUUCGGGCCCUUGGAACUCAUCCGUAUCUAUUCUUCCUUCAUUAUCUCUGCUUGUAUUCGCUGUCGCUUUUGUUAUCGGUAAAUAAUGCAAAACGGUACACGUUUUAUUGUUAUAAUAUAAUUAUAAUAUUAUCAAGUUUGUUCUAGGGCAACUUGUUUUUAGUGCAACUAUGUACUUAAAUAUUUAAUGCGAUAUUUAUAAUAUUUAUUCCAGAAUAACAGAAAAAUGUGAUAUUAAGAACAUGAAACACAAAUAAUCUUAUUGUUAUCUUUUUUUCAUUUUAUACAUUUUAAU
Molecule: messenger RNA, 870 nt
Organism: Papilio xuthus (Asian swallowtail)
Lineage: Eukaryota; Metazoa; Arthropoda; Insecta; Lepidoptera; Papilionidae
Product: superoxide dismutase [Cu-Zn]
Exons: 1
Coding region: 59-661 (200 amino acids)
Biological process (GO): superoxide metabolic process
Molecular function (GO): copper ion binding
Source: RefSeq, a predicted model, not a curated record